Messenger RNA from Sturnus vulgaris (Common starling), 13665 nucleotides. NCBI's taxonomy places the organism in Eukaryota, Metazoa, Chordata, Aves, Passeriformes, Sturnidae. The record is from RefSeq and is a predicted model, not a curated record.
UCUCAAUAAUAACUUGAUUUCAGUUUUCACUUCUUAAGUUUCAGUGGUGCAUAAAUUCUUGUGUUUUGAAAAGGAGCUUGUAAUUGGAAAAUGCAGAUAGCUUGUGAUGCUGUAAUGAGUCAUUAUCUGACCAGUAUUGAUCCUUGCAGUUUAAGAAAGGAAAAUAAGUUGAAAAGGGCAGGAUACAGUAGCAUCUACAGUCAUUCUGGGAGCCAAUGACAUGUUUAUUUAAGUGGAAAAUGCUAUUUUGAGCGGAGACUACCAUCCACAAAGCAGUCUACUGGAAAUAUUUUAGUGUAAGAGAGCUGCCUUUAUGCAGGAGUAAUGCCUGAGGAUUUCCAGUUACUGGAAAAAAUCCUGAAAGAUCUAAAGCUGCAACUCUUCUGUCUUGGGAAAUGAAAAAGAAAAAAAAAAGGAAAAUAGCCUUUGGGCAGCUCAGCUUAGUGUAGCUGCUCCCUGAUCACAGCCUGCAGCUCAAGGUUUCAUUCUUCAGUCACAACAAACCACAUCCUCUCAGGACCAGCUGAAGCAAGGGGGGCUCUUUGCAGGCUUUGCAGUCUUUGAGUCUGACUCUUGCUGAUGCCCUUAGCAAGAAGUACAAAUGGAGCUGCUGGUCUGUGACCAGUGCUGCCUUCAUAUGAGCUGGCCCUGCCACUCCAAGAGCACUUAGGCUGGUCAGCUGCCUUCUCCAGGUGUUCCAGUUGUUUAGUUCAGCCUGAAAUAAAGGUAUCUCCACUCUGUGCCAUUGAUUUGCCUGAGCGUCCUUUUAAUUUGAUUAUUGGGUAGUGACAGUGAAGCUCAUAUCUUCUGCAUAAAAGGGGAGUCUUGGAAGCAGGAGAAGAAAGAGGUGAUACCCAUUGGAAGUAGUCAGUGAUUUAAGCAAGGCACAUAUUGUUUCUUACCUUUUGGCUGGCAGCUGUUCCUCUGGAGUAUUCUGUUUAAAGGGAUGAAAAAUUAUGAGGGCUAAAAGCCAUUUUUGCAUUUCUGAGUUGGGCCAUAUAAAUUGAUUAAAUUACUGUCAACCCAACCAUCUGCAAAAUGUCUUAUCCCAAUACUGCAAUAUCGCAGUGUAUGUGUUGAUGUGUUUUAGUCAGCAUUUGGGCAGGCUUCUGUAUAUAGGGGUUUGAAUGUGUCAAUAGCUUUUUGCCCAAAUAGAAUUCCUCUGAAUAUGCAUCUUAUCAGCGUUGCUCAUUGCAGGCUGCUCUCCUCUCGGAAGGCAGAAAACGUUGCUGUGAGAUGAGUCACACGGUUUAACAGCUUGUUGCUUCCAUGGUGAGACGCACCCUUGCUGUGCAUGCCAGCGAUCAUGAAACUCCUGGCAAAUGCCCUGUGACGUGAACUCCUUAUGGCCCCGGUAAAUGGAACGCCCCUGGCACUCGGCGUUGUCCUUGUGGCUCCUCGCUGCUUCUGGGUGCGCUGCUCCUCCUCCUCCCGCUCACAAGGGACUCCUAAACUGAGGCUUCAUGGAAAUUAUGAAGUUACUGCAUUGGUGGGGGCUGUUUCAGGGUGAAAUUACUGGGGAAUUUAAGGCCACAGUGUUAACUUCUUGUAUUGAAGUAAUAAAGACAUUAGAGUAUUUCAUCUGACCUGUUUUGAAAGAAGUGUUUUAUCGCAGAUCAUACUGUCCCUGUACUGAGCUCAUACCAGAGCUCAUGAGGUGGCUUUGAUGCUGGAGCUUUCCUCUGCUCUGCCAAUGGAGAAGCGCAGGAGAUCUUGGAGAAGUAAAUUCCAGAGAUGUUGUCUGAGGAAUUGGACUGCAACUUCUAACUGAAUUAAAUAUCCGAAAAGUGAAUUUUAAUGUUGAAAGCCAGUCCUGUCCCAGGGAACUGUGGUUGUCCUAUUCUCACUGGCUGCUACCAUGUCCCUUUUAUUUUGAUGUAGAGACCUAUCGUAUUUAAAAUUGCAGCAAGAACUUUUAAGACUUGUUCAACUGGCUUGGUUUAGCUUCAUCAGCUGACAUCUGAGAAGUGUGUACAUUAGGAUUCUUCAGAAAAAAAACCUGAAACAAAACAUGCCAUGCUUUUCAUCUCUACCCAUUUUACAGGAUGAUGAGAGGGAGGGAUAGGGCAUGUGCCUUGCAUGUGUAAAAUGCUUUGCUUUCCAAAGGAAAGCUGGCUGGUAGUUAGAGGUAGUCUGACUCUUCUGAGUGGUGCAGGAUCAACCCUUUCACUCAGUCCAUCUAAAAAUGGAGUUUCCCACAAGUCUGAAGCUCCUGAAUGGACUGCAGAGAGUCAGCUGAUGUCUGAGCUUCUUGUACAGUAGCAGGUAUCCUUUGGAGCCUGCUGUUCCCUUGCAGUAGUUGUGAGUUCUGGAGCAUCUUCAAUAGGAAACAGGGUGUCACACUGGAAAUUUAGCUCAUGAGUUGCUGUGGGGCAGGCAGGGAAGUGACUCAGCUCUCUGACCUACAGACACUAGCUAAACCUAGGUACAAGAGGAAGUGCUAGGUGAUGAGAUAAAGGUGUUUCUGGAAUAAGGAUUGAUUCUUUUUUUGUUGUUCUUUGUUUCUGUUGUUGUCUUUCUGUUUUUGUUUUCCUUUCCGCAGUCCUCCUCAACAGCUUUAAAUAGUUUAAAGACAAACAGCUCUGGGCAUGUUCUUCAGAGAUGCUGUAACCACUGCAUUUAAAUACAGUGCUUCAAGAUGUGGUAGGAAAUAGCUACCUAGGUGCUGUAUUGUCUUCCUGAGUGAAGUGCAAACCUUGAAAUGACAGCCCUCCCCUUUGCCCUUUCACAUUGCAGAAUGGUUGACAACGAUUUAAUUCACUCUGACCAAAUAUUUUUCUUAUGUAUAUCUAGCGAGUUUCCUUACUGGGAGUUUGCUGGUUUUUUGUUUGUUUUGUUUUGUGGGGUUUUUUGUUUGUUUUUGUUUGUUUGUUUGUUUUCAGCUGAGUUGUGCCUACCUGGGGGAGCAAGCUUGUGACUUCAAAAAGUGAAGUGAGACAGGACAACUUUGACCUUUUUGUUCUUUGCGGUGUUUCUUUCUCAUGGUAGUAUUUUGGUUCAGCAGCAGUUAAUAAAAUGUGUAAGCCUGAAUUCCGCUUCUUAAUGAAUCUUAAGACAGCAGCUACCCCUGUAGUGUGAGUUGAGUUUAAUAUUGCAUAAACUUGUCAGGACAGUUGCACAUGGGAAUCAAAUAUUAAUAUAUUAUCUCUUGCUUUUAGUGUUUGCCUGCCACUGCAUCCCUCAGCCCUUCACCAUGUGGCUGCCUUGGUGCUGGGAGUUGUCCUGUGCAGCUUCUGCUCUGCUCCUAAUCUCAAAUAAGAGAUUAUCAGGGAAAACCAAUAUGAGCAGAGCAUAUUUUCAAUCCCCUUCCCAAAAAUUUGGCAUAGUUGUAGGAUACUUUAAGGCAAGGGAGCUAUUACUAGUUAACAUUUAUAGUAUGACUGGAAUGGAGUUUGCACAGUCUCAGUGGGUGAAGUGAAUAUUUUUCACAUACACUUUACAGAUCCCUGGUUUCAACUUGUGCUUCAUGCUGCAAAGAUAACAACUGUGCCACAUGCUUCUGCAACCCACACUUCUGGUUCUUGAAGUGGAAUUUUUCUCCUUUACACAUAAACCAGAAACUGCUGUGGUGGGGAGGAAGCUCUGUUUAACUGAGAUCUGUUCACGUUGACCGUACAUGGCUGAGACGGUUAUUUUGGGGCAGUUUCUGUCUGCUUCUCAUAUGACUGAGAAAGCUCAAACGUGACUUUGCCUUGAGGAGAAGGGAAAAGUUUGAGAACUUUUUUUUUAGUAUUUGAGGAGAAGAUGGCAUGAGCCAAAAUAGAUUUUUAAGCUUAAGCACUUGCUCACAUCUUAGUCUUGAAUUUGAUAAGUGCACCAUUUUAAAAGUAAAGUAAUAAAAAAACUGAACAAAACCAAAACUAAACAGCCCCCUCCCUACAAACAGCCCCACAAAACCCCAACCCAAAACUACUCAGCUUGUUUAAAAUUUGAACUUGCAAGUUUGAUUUUAGGACAGAUGUGCCCAGAAUGCCUCAAGCCAAAGGGAGUACAUGACAGAGACAGCCUGAGGUGAGAAGUGAUAUGUACGUGUCAGAAUUUCAUUUGCUCGCUGGGAAGUGGGACAUCCUGGACACAGUUCACCCUCCUUAAACUUCACUUUGGUGGUGAACAUUCUCUGCAUAUGCUGUGGGAGAUGCUGAAGAGCCCUGAUGGGUGAGGGAUACCGGCAGGGUUUUAGUGGAGAGUCUUUUCUGGGGGCAGAUGGGGAGUGAUUUCCUGGCUGAGUGCUGAUAGUUUGUUGCUCUCCGUGGCUUGGCACGGGUUCAGUGCUCUGUGUGGUGUGGAAGCACGCUGUGUAAAACGUGAGAACUUCCUGCUGUGAUAAGGAACCAACAGUUCUUCCAACAGGUGCAGUCUUUAGCUGCAGUCCUGAAGAUGUAACAGAAAUGUUUGCUGUCAUGGGCCUUCAAUAUUGUCAAUCUCAAACUGAGCCUGGCCUGAAUGCUUCAGAAGGCAGAGCUUUGCUUUUUGCCUUGCACUGCUAUGAUAAGAGAAUUAGGAGGGGAAGCUGUGUUCAAGAAUCUCUAAUCCAUGAUGGUGGCUGUGACUGAAAUGAAUAAUCUUAUUUUAAAGGGUGCUCUAAACCACUAAAGCUUUAUAAAUAUUAAUUUUGUUCAUUUGUUUCCUAAUAAAAGGGUUUUAUUCAUUAAAUCUCUAUUUAUUUAUUAACCUGACAAACUAAUAGCAAACUCUCUUCUUUCAGUGUAUGCAUGUGCCAUAUCACAAUUCUGCCUGUCACUGUAAUAAGAACUUAAUUCAUCUGCCUUAAAAUGUCAUUGAUAACAACCUGGCAGUGGCCCAGCUUGGAGCAAGUUAACUACAAAAGACUGCAUUGUAAACCUUUCUGAGAGUACAUGCUACAUUAAGUCUAAAUUUAAAAAAAAAAAAGAGCAAGAAAGAGAAAUGUGCAGGCUGGUCUGAGCAUCAUACAACUGCCAAAUAGCUUCAAACCUCUGAAAAAAGAAAGGAAUUCUGUACAGAGGAAUUCUGGCUGCAGAUGGGUUAGCUUGGAAUGAAGGAUGCACUCUGCUCACUUUAAAAUCUUUGGGGUACACUAAAUUUAUAAGCCUCAUCUUAAAAUGAGAAGGAAUGCCUUGCUGAACCACAGGCAGCUAAAUAAGAGCUUGGACAUGUAAGGAUCUUGUUAUUUCCUUUAGUCUGGUCUUUCUGUGACUGGGAUAAAAGCUACAAUCUGAAAAUAGUCACAUGCCUCUGGAGUUAACUGCUAGGAAUACUGUAAGUUUGUCUUGAUUAUAGAAACCUUUCCUGACUCCAUCUGCAGCCUGUGCACCAAACCUAUUUAUCCACCCAUAAAUUCAGAGUGCAAGGAGGAACUACACUACAGUUCAAAUAUCUGGUCUCUACCAGCUCCUCUGGAGGAGCUGAGCUGCUCCUUGCUCUGCAAUCCUGUGUAUGGGGCUUCACGUUCAUGGAGGUUUAAGGCUUCCUGCCUUUGACUCUCCUCUUCUUAAAACUUACAAAUUGAAUUAGUAGCCUGGGUGAGGGUGAACUGAUCUGUCCAUGCAAUUGAUGCAGAGUUUGUGAACUUCAUGGAGAGAAGCUGUCGGGGAUGUUUAAAAUGGGCUGUGUCCUGUGCUGCAUGUGAGGGCUGUGGGGUUUGCUACAGCCCCUGACUAGCCUAGGCAGCCUCACUGAACAAUUUAACAGCUGAGUUGACCGUGAAGCUUUAGCACGUCCUCGUCCAAGGUCUUCUGGGAGCACUCUAAGCAUGCAUUAAAUACCAUGGCUCUCAUCCUACACUCUAGACAUGGCAAAGGCUCAGGCAGGGUGGGGAAGGGCUUGCUCACAACUGAUGGGUUUACAGUUGGAUUUCUUAACUGGAACAGGGACUGCAAGAGUCUUUAAAAACUAAAAACCCAAACCCUGCAAUUUCAUGCUGCUUCACUUCUGUGGUUUUUGUUUUGUCUCUUUCUUAAGUAUAGUGUAUGGACAGCGCCAUGGGUUAGGGAACACUUCAGCUUCAUCUUCAGAGACUUUUCGUAUGUAGCCUUCUGCUGAAGUCAAUGGGUGUGGAGGAGGCAGACAGUGGGGAAGAAGAAUGCCGGUCCCAGCCCAGGAGCAUCAGCGAAAGCUUCCUCACUGUGAAAGGUGCAGCUCUCUUCCUGCCACGAGGAAAUGGGUCAUCCACUCCCAGGAUCAGUCACAGGCGCAACAAACAUGCAGGGGAUCUCCAGCAGCACCUGCAGGCCAUGUUCAUCCUGCUCCGCCCAGAAGACAACAUCAGACUGGCUGUAAGACUGGAAAGUACCUACCAGAACCGCACUAGAUACAUGGUGGUGGUGUCCACCAACGGCAGACAAGACACGGAGGAGAGCAUCGUCCUAGGAAUGGAUUUCUCUUCCAAUGACAGUAGCACUUGUACGAUGGGCUUGGUGCUGCCACUCUGGAGUGACACCUUGAUCCACCUGGAUGGGGAUGGAGGGUUCAGCGUAUCAACAGAUAACAGGGUGCACAUAUUCAAGCCCGUUUCUGUUCAGGCAAUGUGGUCUGCUCUGCAGAGUUUGCAUAAGGCUUGUGAAGUGGCACGGAGCAACAAUUACUAUCCAGGGAGCCUCUUCCUCACGUGGGUCAGUUACUAUGAGAGCCACAUCAACUCUGACCAGUCAUCAGUCAACGAGUGGAAUGCCAUGCAAGAUGUCCAGUCCCACCGGCCCGACUCACCUGCCCUCUUCACAGAUGUCCCAACUGAGCGGGAACGCACAGAACGGCUGAUUAAGACCAAAUUAAGGGAGAUCAUGAUGCAGAAAGAUUUGGAGAACAUCACCUCAAAAGAGAUCCGCACGGAGCUGGAGAUGCAGAUGGUGUGUAACCUGCGGGAGUUCAAAGAGUUCAUAGACAACGAAAUGAUUGUGAUCCUUGGGCAGAUGGACAGCCCCACACAGAUAUUUGAUCACGUCUUUUUGGGCUCAGAAUGGAAUGCCUCCAAUUUGGAAGAUUUGCAGAACAGAGGGGUACGGUACAUUUUGAAUGUGACUCGAGAAAUAGAUAAUUUCUUCCCUGGGCUCUUUGAAUACCACAAUAUCCGGGUUUAUGAUGAAGAAGCUACAGAUCUUCUGGCUUACUGGAAUGAUACCUACAAAUUCAUCUCCAAAGCAAAGAAAAAUGGUUCUAAGUGCCUGGUGCACUGCAAGAUGGGAGUGAGCCGCUCAGCAUCCACGGUGAUUGCCUAUGCCAUGAAGGAAUACGGCUGGAACCUGGACAGGGCGUACGACUACGUGAAGGAACGGCGCACCGUCACCAAGCCCAACCCCAGCUUCAUGCGGCAGCUGGAGGAGUACCAAGGGAUCCUGCUGGCCAGCAAACAGCGGCACAACAAACUGUGGCGCUCACACUCGGACAGCGACCUCUCGGAUCACCACGAGCCCAUCUGCAAGGCCGGGCUGGAGCUGAACAAAAAGGAGAUCACCACCUCAGCUGACCAGAUCUCAGAGGCCAAGACCAAUGACAACCAGCAGCCCAUGUCUCCCAUCUACUCAGCUGAGCUGGACAGGGAGCAGCAGCUCCCAGAGGACACAAACAUGAUCGAGGACGUGUGUGUGAAGGAAAGAAGGAUCCACUUAGAGUUUACUUGCAGAGACUUCCACGCUGAGCAGAUGGAGGACAAGCUGAACCUGAACAAUAUCAAUGGUUGUACAGCAGGGUGUUGUGUAGACUCUGUCCCCCCUGACAACUGCCAUGCUUCUGAGGCCUUAAUGCAGCUCCAGCAUCCCUUGGAAAUAACAGAGUUUCCUGAUCUGACAGUGGACGAUCUAGAAAAAGAUGCCCUUAAGCCUGAUAUGAACGUGCACUUGGUUCCCAUGGAAGAAUUCACUUCAUGCUUAAAAGACUUCCCCCAAUCCCCAAACCAAAAUUCUCCAGGUCUCCAACAGAACCCUCAGCCCGAAGUGACAGACCUCAGCACAGACAGGAUUGAUUUCUUCAGCGCUUUGGAGAAAUUCGUAGAGCUCUCCCAGGAGAGCCGGUCUCGCACCUGCUCCCAUUCCAGGCCAGAGGAGCAAGGGACUGGGAGGAAUGGGGUCUCCAGGGUGCCCAUGCUGGAAGUGCCACCUGCUGCAGAUGGAGGUGCAGAUGCUCGAAGAAACAGCCCUGGAAACUCCCCUCAGGCAUCAGAUGACUCUUCCACAGAUGAAGAGCAACAAAAGGAGGUCCCUGAGCUGCCUGGUGCAGGCCAUCUCACAAGAUCCCACUCGGAAAACGCCAUUUCUGUGAAGGAAAUUAUCACAGAGAUCGAGUCAAUCAACCAGGGAGCAGGACCUGCCCAGCAGAAAGAGGGUUCAGCCAACCUCAGCCAGACACCAAAGAGGAACACGGUGCAUGACCUGCCAGUGGAGGUGAUUUGGGCAUCAGAAAAGUUGGAACAGAGUGAAGGAGCCUGUGCUGGACACCAGGAAAAGGAGAAAGACCCUCUGCCACCUGAGCAGGAAGAAGCCCCAUCUCUGCAGCUGUCUUCUGGUAAAUCAGACGUGGAGGAAAGCAGCUCUGGUGGGGAGCAGCAGGAGCCUCGUGGCUCCAUCAACUCUGAGCCCAAAUGGUGCCCCGGCUCCGUCCGGCGCGCCACGCUGGAGUUCGAGGAGCGCUUAAGGCAGGAGCAGGAGCACCAGCACACGGCCCCAGCCUGCACUUUACCGACCCGCAAGAACUCCAGGAAUGACUCUGCUGCCGAUCUCCUGCCCCGGGGGAAGAGUGAGGAGCCGCCCCUGGAGCUGGCUCUGGAGGGAGACAAGGCUCAGGGUCCAGGCACUGAGGAGACGCCGCUGCCUCCUGGAGCAGAGCAGCCUGUGGGCAGACACCUGCCUGCACCUGCCCAGGAGUCCCUGCCCACAGAGCCUAGCCCGGGGCAGGAGGGAGUGGCACAAGAGCACAGGACAGUGAUCUCAUUUGAUGGGAUGGAGGAGCCAUCCCUUCCCUCCCUCCUCCCAAAGAGAAUCGAAAUCAUCGAGUACACUCUGACGGUCAAGCCUGCGGAGCAGCGCCCCGAUACAAGCUGUGAGCAGGGCGGGCUGGCCAUGGCCACCCCGUCUUUGGAUGAAAACUUGAACCCCUCGAGGUGCAUAGAGAGGACUCCAUCACAUCCCUCGCCACCGGAGCACACGGUACGCAAGCAGGCUGCCUUCACCAUGGGCUGCCCCAGCGAGGAAGGCAGUGGGAUAUCUGCUCACCUCGGUGCUGCUUCUCCCUCUGCCCAGGUGACCUGUCCAUCCCCAGCCAGCCUCGAGAGCUGUCCUUACCCCUGCGUCAUUCACCUGGAAGGUGUCACCGAGCAGAGCACGGCUACAGACGAUGAGCUGGUCACGCCCUGUGGCACUGAGGGAGACAUGACUCUCCCGUUCAGGGACGGUCCCAAACCUCUCUGCGGGGGCGGUGCUGGCAUCUCAAGGCAGCUGAGCAGCGAGGACUUCACCAGGCAGCAUGCUGAAAACAUGGACCUUCUGGACAUCUCGUUCCUGUGUUACAGCCUCCCUCACAGCUCCAGCAGCCUCAGCGUGGAGGAGCGCUCCAGCAGCCCCGGGCCGGUCAAGCAGCGGGCCAAGGAAAUAGAGGCUCGGAUCCGGCAUGCAGGGCUCACCAGACCCUCCCACAUGAAGCGCUCGGCAUCCCUGGCCAAACUGGACUGCCUGGACCUCUCCAAGGAUGACUUACGUGACAGGGAGUCAGCCUCUUCCAAUGCCAACCCCGUGCUUCUCACCUGCGUUGCCCUCGGUCGAGGCUUUUGUGGGGGGAGGUUGGAGAGGGGCUCGGAGAGCGCGUGUGGGAAGCAUCACCUUUCCUCCCCAGAGCCCACCAAGCAUUUUGUGGAACAGCUCAGAACAGCCGAGUGCAUUGCCCAGAGCAAGCCGGUGGAGAGGCCGCUGGCUCAGUACGCCAAAGAGUGCAGCUCCAGCCAGCAGAGUUUGUGUUCCAGCACGGAUCCGACGUGGACUAGCUCCGGGGAGGGCCCUCCUCUGCUCCAGGUGCAGGUCCUGGACUCCUUGUCUCCAUCUCAAGCUCUGGCUGUCGCCCCACGGCAGCAGCACGGGAGAACUCACCCUCUGAGGAGGCUCAAAAAGACCAAUGACAAAAAGCGGACAACCAAUCCCCUCUACAACACGAUGUGAUCCUGGGCCCUUGGCUGUGAUUUCUUACCCAGAACCCGUGGUGUUGCUUUCACACAAGGGGCAGGUGUAAUAUAAGGAACAUGCACUUUAUUGGUUAAUUUUAUAUAUAUUGUCAUUUUACUGUUCCUGGCGCAUGUAGGUGUGGGUUGGUUCUUCUGUGUGUGACUCUGACUGCAGGACUGUUUGGGUUUUUUUAAGUUUAACUCGGAUAACCUCAAAUGUUCUUUUUUUUGUUGUUGUUAUUAGUUUGUUUUAAAAGAACACCUUUAUUACGAGAGAAUUUAUGUUGGCUUGCUUUGGCAAGGUGGAGUUGGGCUUAAAACCAGAUCCUAGUUCCUGACUUGAAUUUUCCCCAUGCCUUGAAAGGGUGCUGGGCAGUUGGUGGGGGACAGCCCCUGUAAAUGUGAAGGUUGUGCCAAGGUCCCUUUGUUUGGCCUUUCUUUUAUUCUGCAAACUGGAACUCCACCAUGCUGGCAGAUCCCUCACACAGCUGCUUCAGGACAAACACCCUGGGCUCAGUUCAGCUGGUGCUUCCCCAUAAGGAGCAAACAGGGGUAAAUCUUCCCAAUGGAUGAGCUCUAAUAACCCUGGGCAGCAACAAGACCAGCUCUCCCAUCUGCCAUGGGGCACACAGAGCUCUCUGCUCUGUGCUGAGGUGGGGCAGAGCUCCUUCAGGAGCUGCCACGUUCACCUCUACCCCCAAAGCCAGUGUUCUUUUAAAACAAACCUCAUUAGGGUUUUAACCCUCCCAUUACUUGAAUACUGCUGUGGGCCUUCCAAGUUCAUGGCCAUAUCAUCUGUUCUCUGCCCUCUUCCGACUGCCUGCCCUCUGCCCCAAAGCUGUUCUUGUGCUGCCUGAGUUUCCCUCUCCCCUCUGCCAUGCUCACGGGUGUUUCUGGUGGCUCCCAAAACUUGAGCUGUUUUUGUUACAUGACAUACUGCCCUUAAUGCAAAGCUUUGUCCUCUCUUCUGUCACUUCUAACUCUAGACCCAGAGGGAAAAUAUUUUCUGAAAGUUUUUUCUUUUUCUUUUUUUUUUCCUAAAUUGUAUAUAUGAUAUUUAUAUGAAUUUUUGGGGGGUCUUUUCUAUGUUUUUUUUUUUAAAAAAAAAAAGAAGGGCAAGACUGCAUUCUGUAAACUGGAAAACAAACCCACCUGACUCAAACUCAGUGCUGUUCUUUGUGAUCUGCACAGACAUGGGAGUGGAUUUGACAUUACAAGCUGUCUUCCCUUUCCAAUAGCGAGCCUCAAUGCCAAAUGUGUCCCUUCUCCUCCAGUCUUGCGUGAACCCCCAUUAUCCCACUGUGGGAGAGGCACUGUGUGUCUGCCCGUCUCCUUCCUGCUUGGAGCUGGGUUCCAGGAGUGCCAGUUGGAUGUGGAAAAGCCUUUGGCUGCACCGAGCCGUUCUGCAGGUUCUUGCUUCCCUGGAGAAGCUGUGUGUGAAGGCUGUGCUCCAAAUUUCAGCAAAUUAUUUUGUGGUUUCUGAGCAGUUUGGCUAAAUCAAAGCUCCUCAUUUCUAGCUGUGUGCAUCAGCAAGUUGUCCCUGUGCUGUAGGAGCAGAGGGAAAGGCCAAGGGGAGCUCUGGGUCCUGUCCACAGUCCCGUGGCAGGUCCUGUCCGAGCUGGUGCUUGGCUGAGGCCCAGACCUGCCCUCUGGGGAGGAGCAAAGCAAAGAGAAGAUGCAGAAUGGCUCAGGCUGCUGAAGCCUGGCAUGGAGAGGACAUGGUGUGGGAGGAGCAGCAGCCCGGCCCAUGCCUAGAAAGCAGCCCUGAAGCUGCACAGCCUUGCAGGCUCAGAUGAGACAAACUCCUCUUGAGGUGGAGAGGAGCGCACAGCACUGGAGUAUUGGGAAGCAGCAUGUGCCUGCCCUGGGGAAGGGGUGUGGGGUAUCCUCAGCCCAUAGCUGGUUGGCAAGGUAAUGCCACCCUGCUGCCCUCCUGCAGCCCCCAGGGAUUCUCCUGUGCUGCCUUGCAGCCUGAGCGAGGUCUGCGAGCCUGCCUGUGCUCCAGCAGCCACGAGCACUGUCCCUCCCUUUCCUGAGCUCUGGCAGGGGGUUGUUACCCGUGCUGGAGCACAGCCCUGUCCUGGGUCAAACAGCACGUCAUCCCAGGCCAUUUCAGUCACUAGAAGUCACCCAAGCCUCUGGCCCAGGAGGCCAGAUACUUCUUUGGGACACUGAAAAACAUGUGGCUUCUUCUAGCCCUCUCCAGCUGGCUCCGGAGCAGGGCAGCCACUGGAAAGGCCAAGUGGCUCAUGUCAUCAGGAGAAGGACAGGUUCAGUCCUUGCCUCCCCCACAAACCUCAUCAGGCCCCACUGCCACCGUUCUGACCCCAAGGACAUGCCUGCCUGCCCCUGCACGGGUGCAAGGCACUGGUGGCCACCAGCCUUGCAUUGGAGGGUGCAUGCUUGGCUGGCAGCAUGUCCUGGUCACAAGGAUCUGGGGAGGGAAAAACCCUGUGUUGAAUUUUUUUCCUUUGAGAAGGUAGGAGGAGGAAAAGGAUUGGGUUUCUUUGCCCAGCUUGAUCUCAGGAGAAGCACCCUCUAGGAAGGGUCUUCAUUGCAGAUCAGCAAUGCUGCUUCCUUCCAAUACUCAGCUGCUCUUCGGGUACUUCAGCUGGGGAGAGCAGCAGAGGGGCAGAGGCCCCUGCAGGGAGGUGCUUUGUUGUCCCCUUGUCCUUGGCUCUGGCCCAGCACAACUGGUUUUUCUCUGAGAAGGCUGUGGGCAGGCAGAGGGAGUCGGGAAAGGUGGUUCUCUUGCAGAGUGAUGAAGGCCUUGGAGGUCUGGAGGCUCUGAGCAGGAUGGCAGGAAGGGGACAGACUGUGGAGGGGUAUGGACCUCCUUUUCCAGUGUCUGGGCAACGAAGCCACUAAGCCCCUGGCAUCAGAGGUCUCUGCUGGGGACGAUUGUCCCUUCUCCAUGCUGAUGGCUCGUGGGAGGGUGAUGACUCUGUCCUGGUUCCUGUAGCCACCCCAUAAGAGCUUCUUGUGACCCGCUGAGCACCACGGGGAGCAGCAGCACCUCCAGGGUGCUCAGCAGCUGACAAGCCUCGCAGGUAGAGGGGGUUUGGGAGAAACGUGUUGUUUUAAGGGCAUUUUUGUACAAAGCAACUGUUCUUUGGUCUCUGGCGAAGCCUCUCGGAGGAUGCUUUAUUGUUUACAUUGACUCCUGUACAAUAUCCCAGCCAUCGCUGCCCCGUCCCGGCCGUACUGUAACGUGUGAGCCUUGCACAAACGGACUGCGUGUGUGAAACUGGUUCUACACUGCGUUCUGUUGCACUCGGUGGUGUGUGUGUGGGUGCUGCGUGUGUGUGAGUGUGUGUCCGGUCUGCUUGAGGAAUUGUACAAAUCUCUCCCCUCUCGGCCCUUUCCUGGGGGCACGGUCCCAGCGGGUGGCAGGAGGUGACAACGCUUCUCUGGGUCACUUGGAUGUUUAAACGGAGAGCAGGGAUUAGCUCCGUGUCCCUCUGCCAGCAAAGGGCUGGUGGAAGGGAUCCCGUCCCACCUCCGGCUGCUCCGGGGCCCUGGGAGGAGCGAGCUGGGAAUCCGUG